This is a messenger RNA of Zea mays, 1154 nucleotides long. RefSeq lists its product as uncharacterized. The coding region runs from base 156 to 791 and encodes 211 amino acids. The transcript has 2 exons. The record is from RefSeq and is a predicted model, not a curated record. Lineage: Eukaryota; Viridiplantae; Streptophyta; Magnoliopsida; Poales; Poaceae.
GAGCGCCCGCUAACAGCGCACGCCCUCGGUAAAAGAUGUCGAUGCCCUCCCCAUUCCUCAACUCACCAUCCCCUAUUGUGACCUAACCCUAACUCUUAGAAGCUCCUCCUUCCGGCGCCGUCAAGCUCCUUCAUCGGAGGUCCUCCUUCCCUGCAAUGUCGUCGAGGGGGAAGAAGAGGCUAGUGGUCGAGGUGGAUCUCGAUUUAGAUCCUGCAGCUGAGGUCACUGCCGCCUUCGAUCGACUCUGUGUUUCCGUAGUGAACAAGCCGCCACCAGCUGCCGCCAUUGGUAAGGAUUCAGCCUCCUCCACCUUGGUCAACAGUGUAGCCUUUGGUAAGGAUUCUUCCUCCUCCGCUCGAUCUCCUCCGACGAUGUCCACCGAACAGCCUCACUCAUGGAGCACUCCGGCCGUCACCACUCCAUUGUCAGCAACAUCAACUGUGCCGUAUGCCAGGUACAAAGAGGUCUAUAAUGGCCUUAAUGACGCCAUUGAAGAGAUGCAGAAAGUAGCGAUGAAUUUGAAGGCAUUGUCUACUGAGUACAUUGUUCCUGAGCCUUCUUCGGGUAAAGAGAUCUUGGUGAACCAAUUAAUGUGGCGCGUUCAUGAGCUUGCGCAGUCACUAGAUGAAGCAUUGUAUCGAUCUCUACUCGCUCAGGCCGGUCCUUCACCACCCUUGUCUGAGUAUUUUGACAACGACAGAUCAGAUGAUGAAGCCCACAUGAUGAGUGGUGGGGAUUGGGCUCUGGAAGAUGUUAAUUUUGAAGAGAUUCGGGAUCGUAUGAGGAACUAGAAUUUGGGAGGCAGUGCUUAGCCCAUCAACUGGUUGUAGUAAUUUGUAAUGUAGUAUUUGUGAUGUAAUACAUCUAGUAAGUCUUUUGUCGGCAACAAGAGACUACCAUAUUUGUUCGCUGUUCUGUCAAGUAUGUGUCAGUUCGAGUAUGUGUUUGUUCAAGUAUGUGUAUGUUCUAGUAUUUGACAGAUUAAUGUGAGAACAAUGUGUGUGUUCGAGCAUUUGUCAGCACAAUUUGUGAACUAAAUGUCUGUUCGAGCAGUUGUCAGAUUAAGCUAUGUUUGCAGUCGUUGUUGCACUAUCUGUCAGGCAAUAGUAUGUAUCACUUGCCAUUGCAGGUACUCAAACAUAUAUCACUUGCCA